CCAGCCAUUUCCCUAUAAAUGUUAACGACUCUUCACAAUGCAAAGACAUUAAUCGCUGAGCUCCGAAGGUGAGCACAUCCCAGGAACCCCAGAAACCCUUCCUCGAAACACUCCACGCAAGAUGCGGCAACUCAUUUGGGCAUUCGCUUUGGCGCUCCUCGUGGCGGCUGGGCAGGGCAGGCCAUCGGCACACUUCGAUCAGCACUUCAAUCAGCACUUCAAUCACUUCGAUCCCCACCACUUUGAGCACUUGGAGCCGCUGCACGCACCGCUGCAGGCUGUGCCGGAUCACCUGGAUUACGCGGUGCCAUUCGCCGAUCCAUUCCUGCCAGCGCCUGCACCACCACCAGCCUUUGCCGCACCACCAGCAGCAGCCUAUGCACCUCCAGCACCUGUUUUUGCACCUGCACCUCCCGUCUAUGGCCCUGCUCCCACUCUCGUGGCUCCUCCGCCACCUUCCUUCGUUCCUGCACCACCUGUGUACGCAGCAGCACCGCCAGUAUUCGCACCCGCACCACUUCUGCCCGCUCCAGCUCCACUGCUACCCGCUCCAGCUCCAGCUCCUCUUCCCUUUUUGCCACCCGCUGAGCUGACGAUAACCCACCAGGUGCUGCCGCCCGUUCUGGAGGCCGUACCCUGGGCCACACCCAGCUAUCGGGCGAUUCCCGGACCCAAGACCACCACCCACCACGUGUCCAUCGGCUACGCCUUCCCCAAGCUGCUCGCCCAGCCACACCCCCACCACCACCACGCCCACCUGCGCGCCCUGCCCCUGAAGAAGUUGAUCCACAAGCAUCACCAUUCCCUGUUCUAGCAUAAUCG
Drosophila subobscura is the source of this 822-nucleotide messenger RNA. RefSeq names its product extensin. The coding region runs from base 122 to 814 and encodes 230 amino acids. NCBI's taxonomy places the organism in Eukaryota, Metazoa, Arthropoda, Insecta, Diptera, Drosophilidae. The transcript has 2 exons. The record is from RefSeq and is a predicted model, not a curated record.